GGCAUCUUAGCAAAGCAUACUCAUGCUCUGAAAAGCCACCUUGUAUUGCAAGAACACCAACUUUCAGGUUCAUUUUGUGGUAGAGCAAAGAUGCUCCAAAUAGCUCCAAUGAUUUGUUAAACCGAAAGUAUUUACGUCCAGAGAGAGGAAAAGCGUCCUAUAUCAUACACAUUUCCUGUGAAAUUUUUCCUGUUGUUACAUCAAUAUUACCCAGUCUGAUGUAAUAUCAGGUGAAAUAAGAGCUCGUGAUCAUCGAAAAAUAAUCCAAUUCUCCAAUCUCCUGUUCUGGGAAGACCCUUAAAAAGUAAAGACUCCCAAAAAGGCUUUCACUAUUAAAAACAGAACCAUGCAAAAUCAUAUUGCUGUUGAUAAUGUUGUAAAUCUUUCAAAGAAAAGCAUCAUGAAUGGACAAGUAGCAAACCAUGUUAAAACUGAUGUGAAUCAUCAAACAGGAACAUUUAAGGUGAAGUCAGGCUUAGCUCAAAUGGCAAAAGGUGGCAUUGUCAUGGAUGUCGUAAAUGCAGAGCAAGCAAAGAUUGCUGAAGCAGCUGGGGCAUGUGCUGUGAUGGCUCUAGAACGAGUGCCUGCAGAUAUUCGUAAACAGGGUGGAGUGGCAAGAAUGUCAGAUCCAAAGAUGAUUAAGGAAAUCAUUGCUGCAGUGACAAUCCCAGUUAUGGCUAAAGCUCGCAUUGGACAUUUUGCUGAGGCUCAGAUCUUGCAGGAAAUUGGAGUGGACAUGAUUGAUGAGAGUGAAGUUUUGACUCCAGCGGAUUACACCCACCAUAUCCACAAACAUCCAUUCAAAAUCCCCUUUGUAUGUGGGGCUCGAAACUUGGGUGAAGCAUUGAGAAGGAUUGAUGAAGGAGCCGCUAUGAUCAGGACAAAGGGCGAAGCAGGAACUGGUGAUGUUGCAGAAGCAGUUCGUCAUGCAAGACAGAUCAACAGUGAAAUAAAGCGAGCACAAUCCAUGGAAAGUUCUGAGCUUUAUGCGUAUGCUAAGGAGCUUCAAGUGUCGUACGAACUGCUGAAGAAGACGGCUGAGUUGGGAAGAUUGCCGGUUGUCAACUUUGCUGCAGGGGGCCUGGCAACACCAGCUGACGUGUCAUUGCUCAUGCAGUUAGGCAUGGAUGGUGUGUUUGUCGGCUCGGGCAUCUUCAAAAGUGGGAAUCCGACCAAGCGUGCGCAUGCUAUGGCACAGGCUGUCACUUACUAUGAUAAACCAGCAAAAAUAGCUGAGCUCAGUGAGGAUCUUGGGCAAGCUAUGUCAGGACAGCCGGUCACGGAUGAAACUAGAAUCUUUAGUUAUAAGUAGAACAAUUUAGUGACGAACUAUAAAAAACAGGAUUUUCUAGGAAAUGUCUGUUGACAUUGUCGCAAUACUUUAAUGCUAACCAUAAAUUCUGGUACAUUCAGGAAAUUACGUCUUGAGAUAUUUAUCUAUUGGAAUAAAAUAGAGCUUAUGUAGUUCUUUCUAUCCCA
Dendronephthya gigantea is the source of this 1479-nucleotide messenger RNA. RefSeq names its product probable pyridoxal 5'-phosphate synthase subunit PDX1. The record is from RefSeq and is a predicted model, not a curated record. Gene Ontology annotation, biological process: pyridoxine biosynthetic process; pyridoxal 5'-phosphate biosynthetic process; amino acid metabolic process. NCBI's taxonomy places the organism in Eukaryota, Metazoa, Cnidaria, Anthozoa, Malacalcyonacea, Nephtheidae. Bases 347 to 1312 code for a protein of 321 amino acids. Gene Ontology annotation, molecular function: amine-lyase activity. The transcript has 9 exons.